AUGCGUGAAAUUAAAAUUGUGACUUCGAAGAGCAACACCCUCUAUCUAAUUGAAGCAAGCUCCAAACCACGUUUCCAAAUAGAUCUUUCCAUUGGUAUAUUCAACUCCAAAGUUAACAAAGGUACUAAAAAUAUCACCAAAGAAAAGGAGAAACUGUCCUUUGAAAUAUUUUACGACAAGGUGUACACUUUUGUGUGUCCGUCGCAAAGUGAGUACGAUGAUUGGAUGAGUACCCUCCCCAUACUUAUGAAGGUAUAUGGGACUUAUAAGUAUCCCCUUGCUUGUGCAGUGAGUAAGUCUGGGUGGAGAUUCCCCCUCCCGAUAUACAGGGCAAUUGAGUAUUUGAUGAACACCAAAGGGUAUUUGACGGUCGGGAUAUUUCGAACAAGUGCUUCAUACAAAGACACUGGUCGAGUCAGACAAAUCUUUGAUGGGGAUCAAGACAUCCAAACACCCGAGUUCAAAUCAUCAGAAAUAGCAGCGUCCAUUAUCAAAGAAUAUUUAAGAGAACUCCCAAACCCACUUAUCCCCUUCAAUUUUUACAACGAUUUUGUUGUUAUUGGAAGACUUGGAGGAAAGAACAAAGAAGCUGAAGCUAAGAAAUUAGUCGAACGCCUUCCUGAAGUCAAUCAAAAUACAUUGUGGUACUUGUUGUAUCUGUGUAACGAGAUUGCACAGAACGCUUCUGAAAAUCAGAUGAAUCCAACCAAUAUUGGUACUUGCUUGGGGCCAACUGUUUGUCGAGCUCCUCCACAAGAUGCAAUGAAAGAAAUGGAAAACACCAAAUUAGUCAUUGAUGCCUUUGCAACAUUAGUAUCAUCAUACUCCUUCAUAUUCUCAAAUAUCGCACAAAACAAUGUCCAGCUUGGAGUCACCCCUCCACCAUAUCCAGCUGUUAUCCCACACCCAGCAGCUCCCUACGAAAAGGUGACUGAAGAAAUUCAAAAGGAAGUCCAAGAACGACAGAAGCGACUUGCUGCUGGUAAACCACGGCAAUCCGCUAUUUUCCACUUCGGUAGAAACCCAUUGAUGGAGUCGACAGUCGAUGGGGCUGAUGUCGUUAGAAAGAAACUCGAAAAAGCAAAUGCAGUUGGACAAGUUGCUGAACAACAAAACUCUAAACCAACAACUAACCCACCCCGUCCAUCUUUCCAAGCCCCAAGACCUCCAAAAUCACCAGAACUUGUUGACGGCCAUAGAAAAUCAUGGAACGCUAAACCAAAAGAACCGCCAGCUAGUCUGAUGCAUCCACAACAACCAGAACAGGAAAUUAUCCAAAUCCCACUUUUGAGGCAACAAGACUUAGAUAAACUUACUAAUAAAACAGAUGGAGAAAGACCAACAGUACCACCACCAAGAAAAUCUAAAAAGGAUGAAGACAAUGAAACUAAAAUAGCAGAACAGGAACAUAAAAUCGAGGAGUUACAACAUUUGGUCAAGAAGCUGUAUUCAAGACUCGAAGUUCAAGAACAAACUAUCCAAUCUCUUGUCGAUGGUAUUAAUGAGUAUUACAACAACUAUGACAACACUCAGGUCCAAACACAAUAA
This is a messenger RNA of Entamoeba invadens IP1, 1548 nucleotides long. RefSeq names its product Rho GTPase-activating protein, putative. Gene Ontology annotation, cellular component: cytoplasm. The record is from RefSeq and is a predicted model, not a curated record. The coding region runs from base 1 to 1548 and encodes 515 amino acids. Lineage: Eukaryota; Evosea; Mastigamoebida; Endamoebidae. Gene Ontology annotation, biological process: signal transduction; regulation of GTPase activity. The transcript has a single exon.